Messenger RNA from Marasmius oreades (fairy-ring Marasmius), 3510 nucleotides. RefSeq lists its product as uncharacterized. The coding region runs from base 114 to 3308 and encodes 1064 amino acids. The transcript has 3 exons. The record is from RefSeq and is a predicted model, not a curated record. NCBI's taxonomy places the organism in Eukaryota, Fungi, Basidiomycota, Agaricomycetes, Agaricales, Marasmiaceae.
AGCGAAAAGAAAACUUUAUUUUGAAAUGACUUUUCUCGCAGCUGGGACAUAGCACGUGUCACAUCGGGCUCUCUAGCCCGUUCCAACGUUUUUCCUGCGACAAUAUUCCUGCCAUGGCUUAUUACAGAGACCCAUAUUUCGCGGCAGAGCCUUUCGAAGAGCAAUAUGGCAGGACAGGGAGUCGGAAAGAACCAUCUGCCGAGGCGUUGAAAGCAUUCUACGCAGAUAUGGAAAAGAAAGAGCUCGAAAGAAAGCUAUCCAAGCGGUCCAAGGGCAGCAUCUUCAAGCGAAAGUCGGCUAAGCCAAUCGCCGAGCCACCCUCAGCAGGGCAUCCUCAACAACACCCAUCACUGUCACCAACGCCCGCCAUAGAGGACUCAGACUCGGUCAAGGACAUGGAGUCCCUGGAAUACAGUGAAAGGACAGAUUCACUCGCUGCUCUCCCCACCGGUCGUUCAUUAGUUCCAGAUCUUCUGAAAACAUUACCUGAAUGGUACUCUAAGGACCAUAGUUCAGCCGCCGCCGCUUUCAGGAUGCGAUACCCAAUUUACAAUCCCGUUGGCCCUCGUUAUUACAGGAAUUUUCACCUUAUUCCUCCUUCAGAACUCAGGCGAACUGCUCGUCCACCCACAGUCUUUUCUCCAUUCUUUCCACCGAUGACGACCUCAACGCACGACCGUUCCGAAGAUUCCACCCGCCUUCCAACUCCCAACAGCAGAACACCUUCCGGCUCACCAUCACCUCUUCCCACUCCUAGUUCCUCACAAACACGUGUAACUGACGGAGCUGGCAAACCCAGAUCCCGAAAAACGUCGCAGACCGCUCACGAUGGCGUUGACCUACUCGAUGUUUCCGAUCCUUGGGGCACAAAUUGGCACCAUGAAUCACCAUAUGACGUGGGUUUGGGGCAUGGUCCGGUAUCAGCAGAGGUCGAGGCGAAGAAUCAAACUCGUUCUCGCCGCUCCAGUAUGACGACACGGGAAACACGCCGCAGGACUAUAAACCCCUCACCCUUAUCCCAAUCUACAUCAGCCAUCCACCUUCAAGUACCAGAGAUGGAUGGCGUUCGAGUGACUCGCAAACUGAGCAAAAGGCGCACACCAUUAUGGAGUGUUAUGUUUGGAGCCAAGAAAUCUGACGGCGUAAAUACAGUGCCCAUAGAUCCCUCAGAAAUUAGUCCAGAUGCGGUGCAUCUCAAUCACAAUCGAGCAUCCUCCGUCCCCCUGCCAAAGCAAGCCCGACGAGGCAGUGUCCUUGGACGCCUCGCCAAGAAAUUUAGUGUUACAAGAAAACCACCCAAUGUCUCAGAUUUAAUGGAUCAACAGGACUCGCAAAAUGUACAACACCCCGACCGGCAGCGACAGUCGUUAGUACAAGAGAGACAGCCAUCCCCAGAGAAACUGCAGAGACGCGUUCCUCCACCAGCAAUCGACGCCACGGGUCUCCUCGACGACAUUGCAAAUCAUCGCGACCCUUCGUCUUCAACACCACAUCAAGAUCGGGGCUCGUAUGUUUCGGUAGAGGCAACUCCAUAUUCAAUAGGGAGACUCACAGUCGCAAACCCAGAUUUACCUAACUCCGAAGCCAGCAUGACGCCGGCGCAAGGAACGACGCCUUUACUCCCCGAAAAGAAUGAGCAGCUACUUCGAUCUGUGCAUAAUGACCCGGAAACUCCAGUAUCUUCAUCGUUUAUUACUUCGUUCUCAACAGAAGCUGCCUUGCGAGUCUCAAACCCUUCACCACCUUCACCCACCGGCGCCGAUUCUUCGCCGAACCUCUCCUUCUCUCAACAAACCACCAUUCCACGUACACUGUCUCCUGAGCCUCCUGAGCCUAUCGAAAAGUCACCCACACCCAUUCUGCCCCGAGUCUUGUCCCCGGACUCAAAGGUACUUACACAACACCCCCAGUCAAGGUACUCUUUAGAGGAUAAGCCGUUACCGAAGCCAUCCGACCAUAAACUCAAUCCAGAAGUUCAGUCCAGAGUCAACUCUAAAAGGCGACAGCCGUCGUCCGGCAUUGCUCCUCCACCACCCUCAACCACGACGAAACCAAAAUCUCUUCCACCUCAACAAAUACCGUCAACCGUUCCAUUCCCCGCACCUCAUAUUUCCAAACUGCCCUCUCAAGAUUAUCCUCAUGCUGCUUACCUGGCGGCAUAUAUAUCGGAGAGCGAUUUUAGCAACUCACCCCUCUCAACCGCGUCGAUGUUGGCCAACCCACCUACACCCCAGAUGCCCAAGAAUAUCCCCAUUGAAUCUUCUACGGAAUCAGAACCCCCUCCCCGCGUUCCAUCCAAACGUUUAUCCAAGCCCAAGGAGGAGAACAAAAAGUCAAGGGAACCGUCACCUGGGAUCAGCGCGGUGACCUCCCGCGAAACCGAGACUUUUAAACUGGUAAGGAGUGCAUCAGGUAACGUGUAUGCUUCCACACAAACCAUUACAGCUGCGGGCGAACAAUGGGAAGUUGUCGAAGACUACGGUGGCAAUGUAGGGGAGACAUCACAAACAAGGAAUGAUCAGAAGUCAAGUAAGCGGGAUUCUAAUGAGCGGGUGAGUCGGAAGGAGUCAAGAAAGCUUGAGAAAGAAAGAACAAAGGCAGAGAGAGACGGUGAAAGAUGUUCACGAAGACGACGGUCUGCAGACAUGGGUGGCACAUCUUCCUCACCUCGGGGCAGUAGUACUGAGAGGCAGCAACAACGACCGCCCUCCGAGAGCUCGAAGAGAGACGAUCGCAAGGGUAAUCGGUCAAAAGAGCAAACUCGGGAACGUGGGAGCAGUCGGAAAGCCGUUCAAUCCAGUACUCCUCCAAUAGCCGUCAACAAGCCUCAAUCACCUUCGCCACCUACCCCCGAGCCAUCAACUCGUCCUUUAGCACGUAACCCUUCAACGUCGGCACGUCCGACUUCUGAAGUUCCGCCAUCGGCAGACUUGAACGCGCUCCGCGCCAGGGAGAUGUGGGAAAUGGAGAGACUGUACAAGGCCAGAAGUAUGACGGACAAUGCUGCUGCUACUAUUCCACCCAGCCCAAUGUCCACUGCUCAUGAACCCAGUUCUGAUUGGAAAGGAGGAGUACAUGGAUCGAGUCAUACGUCUUUCGUUGUUCAAAAUACCUUUCCCCAAGAACAUGCAUCCUCCUCUAUUCCUCAAAUAUAUCAUUCGCAUUCGAUGCCCCGACAGACGUCGCAAACUGCUCUAUCAGCGCAUGAGAUAUUUUCACACUCACCGAAUCCGUUACCUGAACCCCCUCGUCAGGUCGCAUCUAUUUCACCUGAACUUUGGUCUUCGUACACUAGUUUUGCACAUUAACGUUAUAUAUAUGAUACCUCUGCAUUGCGAGUACAUCCUACUGCUAUUAUUCUACGACGUGGGGACCUUUGGAUUCAUUCUGGUUUUCAAUUCAUCUUUGAGUUAUCUAAGUCUACUUUCAUGCUUUCUGCUUGAAAACUUUACACGUUUCACUAAUGGAGCAUCUGGAUUUUCUUUAUUUGAACCACCCACAACGAAUCAU